Messenger RNA from Diaporthe citri, 2556 nucleotides. RefSeq lists its product as uncharacterized. Gene Ontology annotation, molecular function: mRNA binding; RNA cap binding. The record is from RefSeq and is a predicted model, not a curated record. Bases 1 to 2556 code for a protein of 851 amino acids. Gene Ontology annotation, biological process: nuclear-transcribed mRNA catabolic process, nonsense-mediated decay; mRNA export from nucleus. The transcript has 4 exons. Gene Ontology annotation, cellular component: nucleus; nuclear cap binding complex. Lineage: Eukaryota; Fungi; Ascomycota; Sordariomycetes; Diaporthales; Diaporthaceae.
AUGGCCGAUUACGAUCGCAGACAGGGCGGUGGAGGGUACAAUUCUAGGAAGAGGCGAUACAGGGAGGAUGACGAUCACCACCAGUCCUACCGCGACCAGCGCGGCCCCCGCCGUCGCCACGAGCCCCCAGUCCCGUCCCGCCUGCGCAAGCAGAUCAUCGACCUCGCCGACAGCCCCCUCCGCCGCGUCCAGGAGGAGGUCAACGGGGUCGCGCACCUCUUGGCCGACAACUACGACGACGAGCGGCUGCGCGCCAACUUCGUGGACCUGGUGCUGCAGCUCGCCGUCGAGCAGCCGCUCAAGACCCCUUUCGCCGCCGCCGUCGUCCUGGUCGUCAACACCCUGACGCACAAGCCGCCGCCCGCCGCCUCCACGGGGGCGCCCAACGGCGGUGACGACGGCGUCGACACGAGCAUGGAGAACGGCGGGCAGGAGGAGGCGUCCAAGGAGCCGCAGCCCACGAGCGGCGUUGUCGACGACCUCCUGGCCAAGGCGGCCGCCCAGGUCGAGGAGAAGGUCAGGCUGGGCGAGUGGCGCGCCGUGAAGCUCUACCUUAAGCUCCUCGCGUGCCUACAGAGCUGUCUGGAGGGCGACGGUGUCUUCCCAAUCCUGGAAGACCUCUUCAACCAGGCUGUCGAGCUUCAGACUAAUAACAAUGAGGAUACAAUUGGUACCGAGUUGGUCAAAAUAAUCCUCCUUACGAUACCAUACGCCGUCGCCGCGGCGCCUAACAAGACGGAGAAGCUUGCUACGGAGCUUCUGGACAAGACGGAGGUCAUUGCUGGGGAGCCUCAUACCCUCCAGAACCUGAUUGAUCCGUUCUACCCGGAGGCCGAUGAGAAGAGCCCUGCUGCGACCAUGAGCUUCCUGGGGCUACUGCAGACACAGUUGCAAGCUGAAGCGAGCAGUGGGUGGAAGCUAUCGUGCCUCCCGAGGCCGUGGAAGAUGCCCCUCGAGGAGGUGGAGCAGCAGGAGAAGCUCGACAACUGUCCCACGCACAAGCUGCCUGCGAUUACAAUCCCCGAGACUCUGAUUGCUGGGCCUAGACCAUUGUUCCCAGAGAUCUUCUUCUCUGUGUACCUCGGCCAGGAAAUCGAGUCGGUUCCCCCGGUCACGAGCGUCGCAUCAUCUCUGAUACGCGACAAUCUGGUGGAUACGAUAAACGUUCUUCACUUCAACCGAUCUGUUGCUGCCAGACGCCUGAUCGAUAUCGAUAAUUACUUCGCAGAGGGGACUUUCGUUAGCCGCGCCACGCCUUUCGACCAGAUUCGAGAUGUCCCACCAGGCAAAUCCACCUGGAAGCCGGAAGACGUCGUGGUCGAUGCUGUGUUUUCCCAGCUGUUCCUGCUACCAGCUCCAGAGCAGAAGCUUGUCUACUACCACUCCGUGCUUACCGAGGCAUGUAGGAUUGCCCCAGCAGCCAUCGCACCUAGUUUCGGCCGGGCGAUAAGAUUCCUGUACCGCAACAUUGGCCUCCUUGACAUAGAGCUGGGCCAACGCUUCACCGACUGGUUCGCGCAUCAUCUGAGCAACUUCGGUUUCACGUGGAAGUGGACCGAGUGGACUGCGGACGUGAAACUGCCAAACCUGCACCCCUGCAAGGCCUUCAUCAUGGGCGCCAUCGACAAGGAGAUUCGGCUGAGUUUCGCUGGACGGAUCAGGAAGACCCUUCCCGAAGGCUACCAGGAACUGGUUCCUCCCGAGAAGGACGUGGAAGAGCCGCCCUUCAAAUUUGAGAAGGAUGACACGCCUUUUGCACAGGAGGGCCGCGAAUUGGCACAGCUCCUGAAGCGUAAGGCUUCAGACGAGGACAUCCAGCCCGUCAUUGAGCGGAUUCAUUCUCUCGCCAUCGAUCAGGGCUUGGAUCCGCUUGUGGCAAGCACUGACGUCUUCACCACGGCCGUGCUCUCCAUCGGCAGCAAGUCGCUCUCGCACGUGCUGGCCGCAAUCGAGCGCACCAAGGAGCGCCUUAUGGAUGCGGGCGCGACGUCAGAGCCCGCGCGGGCGCAGAUCAUCACGGCGGUUAUGGACUUCUGGAGUGCGCACCCGGGUGUGGCCAUCACCAUCAUCGAGAAGCUGCUCAACUACAGCAUCAUCAGCCCAUCGGCGGUGGUGCAGUGGGCGCUGGUGAGGCACGCCGGCGAGACGAGGGGUGAGGCCCUGGCGCGCAGCCACAUCUACGAGCUGGUGUUCAAGACGAUCGCCAAGGUCACGAAGCGGAUGCGCGAGGUGGUCGCCUCAUCCUCCGCCGCAGCUGCCGCGCCGCAGGCAGAGGGCGAGGACACCGACAUGUCGUCGGAGCUCGAGGACGCCAAGAAGCGCGAGGCGCAGGCCGCGCGCGAGCUCUUCCGCACGACGCAGGACGCCCUGGUCGCGUGGGCCUCGGGCGCCAAGGACGAGCUCAUGGAGGACGCGGGCGGCCUGUCCGACGCGGAGAGGGAGGAGCGCGACCGCCUCGUGAAGCGGUGGGGCAACCGCUGGCUGCGCGUCGUCAGGAGGAGGGCCGCCAUCGAGGAGACGUUUCUGCUCGAGGCGGAGAAGAACCCCAAGGCUUAA